AUUUCAAGAGGCAUUUAGGUUAGCUGUCAUCAUAUUUGUAAUGUCAUAAAUAAUACAAAAUUUUCUUAUCAAAUUUCGAAAAAAUAUAGUGUUUAUUUAUAUUGUUAAAUGUUACUAAAUACUGUCAAAUUGAUACUUGUUUUGAUUAUUUUGAAUUGUAAAACGUAUCAGAGCAUCUCUCCAAAAGUUUUUCUGAAAUGUUUAGCCAAGCACGGUGUAAAAAUUGGACACCGCUGUUUACACAACAGCUACGUUUACGUCACUUAGUUCGAAUAAUUGGAUACAAUGUCAGCUUAGACCCUUCAGUAGGUAAAAGUUUAUAUUACACAUUGCAUUUAGCAAGUAUGUGUUCGCCAUUUUACACUAGUGAGAAAGUCAAUUCAGAAAAUCCAAAAUGGAAAGAAUUGGAGUUUAGUAAUGAAAAUGGUCAUAAUUCUGGUGUUGUUAUACGAAUUUGGCUAACCGGUAAUAGUAAUACAGAUUCAAUUGUGUGUGUGUGGGGAGUAUACUUUUCUGGCUUGAUAUAUUUAGGCAGUAAAGUUCAAGAAAUAUCACCAAAUUUUUUUGAAAAUAAUACUAUUAUAUUCCAAUUUAUUGGAGGAUAUUUUACCAGUCAAACGUGUUUAAAACAAAAUAUUAUAAGUAAACCUAUACCGUUCGUAAAUAAUAUAAAUGUUAUUACAAACAACGAAACCGAAAAAAUUUAUCGAAAUAUUAAUAUUAAUAUUUCAAAAUUAGAACUUCGGACAAGUUAUACUAUCGAUAAAUUACAAAGAUUCCAUAGCCUUCAAUUAACUAUUAGAAAUAGAACUUUAGAUAAUAAGGAUCUACGAGAUCAAAUAUGCAAUAAAUGUCCUAUGUUUAAUGAAAACGCUGAACCUGAAAUACCAAAUAAACCAAUUAAACAAAAUGUUAAUGCUUUAUCGAUGUCAGUAACAUCCUUGAGUAAAUUUCUGAAUCAACAGUCUCAACCAACUAGAUAUCAACGACAGGAAAUUUGGAGAUUAAAAAAAAUUAUAGAAACUGCAAAAUUUAAUUGCAAAUUAUUAUCAAAGGAAAAAGAUAGAAAAACUGCUUAUUUAAGACAUUUAACUCAAUCUUUUAAUAAAUUAAGUGACGAAAACGAUUAUACUUCGUCAUUGCUAAUGGAUAGAUACAGGCAAUUAAGCCGUGAUUUGGAGAAAAUGCGUGAUUGGCGUAAACGAUGUGUCGAUACAAGGGAUGCGUAUCUUCAUGCUUCUGUUUAUUUAAAUUUAAGGAGAAAGCAGCUGAUAUCCGAAUUGUUAAAUAUUUAUCCGAUUGAAAAGAUGGGUGAAAAAGCAUACACGAUAUGUGGUGUUUAUUUACCUGACAGCGAAUCCUUAUCAGAUAAUGACGACACGGCACUCAGUGUUGGUCUUGGAUAUGUGGCACAUGUUGUACAAAUGUGUAGCAUUUUUUUACAUGUACCUUUACGGUAUCCUGUUCAUCAUUAUGGAUCUCGAUCAAAAAUUUAUGAUUAUAUUACCGAUAAAAUUCCAGAUAAAGACCGCGAGUUCCCUCUUUAUGUUAGGGGGAAAGAUCAAGGCUGUUUUCAUUACGCUGUGUAUUUACUAAAUAAAAAUAUUGCUCAAUUGAGAUGGUAUUGUGGUUUAACAACUAUUGAUUUACGUAAAACGUUGCUAAAUUUAUUAACGUUAAUGCAAUUUCGCAAUGACUAUGAACCAGCAUCCAAUACACAUCAGCAAAAGAACACAUCAAUAAAUACGAAAAAAAAUUCUUCAUUAAAAUCUGAUCGUUCAUCGUCUUCGCCAAUGGAUUAUUUUAUACGAAAAGAUCAAACCGGUAAUAAAUCACGAUCACUUCUCGGAUUACAAAUAGCAAGUUUAAAUAAUGAUAAAACACCAAUUUCCAACUGUGAUAUGUCUAAAAGUAAUGAAUCGCAAUUAUCUGUAGGAAGUUCACAUUGUGUGGAUUGUAACAUAGAGCAAGGAUUAGAUUUAUUAGAUCCACGUGUUAGUCAUCUUCUGUGCAAUUCAUUUAAUGACCAUCCUACGUUAAAAGUAACUGAACCUAUGCUACUUCCAAAUACAAAAAAAAUUCGUAUUGCACGCUCGAUGGAAUCCUACAAUGGAGCAGAAUGCUCAACUUCCCGUUAUGAUGCUAGUCCUAGUUCUGAACCAAAUAAACAAACAAGUCAUCUCAAUGUUGAAGAUUCAACACUAUCGAAUAGUUUACAAGAAGGGAGAACUGAAUUUCUACAGGAAUGGUUAAAUAAUGGACCUGCCUUAGUGUGUUCAGAGGAACAUUUAUACCCCGAAGAAAUAUUAGGUACUACAAUAUCUCGUAAUUUUCCUGAUGAUAAUAUUGAUUUACCAAUAAAUCAAUUUUAAAUGGACCAGUAUUAUUUAUUUUGUAUCUUUUAAGAUUUGAUAUAAAUAUGAAAGUUGAUCGAAGUGCCCCAAAAAGGGUGAAUAAAUUUUGUUAAAAAUAUUGUAAUUUUAUAGCUAAUAUGUAAAUGAUAUUUGUAACAUAACUCUGUCCAUAAAAGUUUAAUCACAUUUUUUAAUUUUAUUUUUUGUCAAUAAAUCUAGUGUGUAUUUAUAAGUACAAAAGUGUAUUGAACCAUCAUAAUGCUUUUUCACAUAUUCCAAUUUCAAGGUUCUUUAAGUUUGGUUAUUUUUUUACACCGGUAACGCUGUAAGUCUGAGUGGCUGAAGUUAUAUGUCACUUAUUUAGACUAAAGAUUUCAAUAUGACAACAUAAAAUUUAUGUGGGAUGUGCUUAACCACA
Chrysoperla carnea is the source of this 2772-nucleotide messenger RNA. RefSeq names its product UV radiation resistance-associated gene protein (gene Uvrag). Gene Ontology annotation, biological process: SNARE complex assembly. Gene Ontology annotation, cellular component: endosome; lytic vacuole. The transcript has 10 exons. The coding region runs from base 198 to 2372 and encodes 724 amino acids. The record is from RefSeq and is a predicted model, not a curated record. Gene Ontology annotation, molecular function: SNARE binding. Lineage: Eukaryota; Metazoa; Arthropoda; Insecta; Neuroptera; Chrysopidae.